This is a messenger RNA of Dioscorea cayenensis subsp. rotundata (Guinea yam), 1070 nucleotides long. RefSeq names its product growth-regulating factor 4-like. Bases 1 to 429 code for a protein of 142 amino acids. Gene Ontology annotation, cellular component: nucleus. The record is from RefSeq and is a predicted model, not a curated record. The transcript is spliced from 2 exons. Gene Ontology annotation, biological process: developmental process; DNA-templated transcription. NCBI's taxonomy places the organism in Eukaryota, Viridiplantae, Streptophyta, Magnoliopsida, Dioscoreales, Dioscoreaceae.
AUGUGCAUGGGGUACUGUUAUUAUGGUAAGAAGCUAGACCUAGAACCAGGGAGGUGUAGGAGGACUUAUGGAAAGAAAUGGCGGUGCUCGAAAGACGCCUACCCUAACUCUAAGUACUGCGAGCGCCAUAUGCACAGGGGCCGCAACCGUUCAAGAAAGCCUGUGGAAACUCAAACCAUCCCCCAGUCUCAAUCAUCUUCAUCAACGGUGACGUCUCUCGCUCCCUCUGGGAGCAGCAGCAGCUUCCAGAGUGCUACUCCUCUGCAUGUUGUCACUGGUACUGGCAACAAUCCACAGGGCUCGUUCAGUGUUGCCAGCAGUGGUGGCAGUUCCUCCAGGCUUCAUGUUGAUCCUAGUUCUUAUGGCAUGGCCAGCAAAGAUUACAGGUCUAUUGGUUUGCUCUUUCUACUUCAUUUGCUCUCAUACUAAUCCACAUUUUCUUGAUUUCUUCCCUCUAAAGAACAUAUACCUAAUGGAAACCAGAGGCACAUGAGAAUGAUCUCAAUUUAUGGUUUUUGAAGUACAACUUUGUUGGAGGUGAAAUAUUAAAAUCUUUGACCUUUUGCUGUCAGAGAUUGAUUCAUUUUUAUGGUACAUUGUAGAGACUUGGCAGUUUGGAAAACUUUUCGCUUCCUGCCUUCAUGAUCUUUGUCUGGUUAAUUAGCUACACUUGUCUGACAUGUUUCUCUCAGUUCCCAGAGGUUAUGAGCUCUCUGCUCCGAUCUAGUGUAGGUUUCCACCAGUAUUAUUGUAAAGAAGGAUAGACUUAACAACACUUAUGGUGAUCUGCAAACUACUCCUUGAACAUUUCUCAGAUAUGUUUCUUUGUCUUUCUACACCUGUUUUGUGACUUUGCAGGUGGUAGAUUUUAUUAUUGAAACUAUUUGAUGGAACUUGUGUUUCAUCUUGGGGGUCUUACCAAAUUGGUCCACAUUAUAUUUUGAUUGAAUUAGGCUUUUUAUGCAAGAAUAAUAUAAAGAAAAAGAGUUGUGUCAUAAAGUAGUGAACUUCUCAUGUUCCUAUUAUGGUUUUUAUAUCUAGCAAGGUACAAAUUGUCUAAGUGUAUUUAU